Molecule: messenger RNA, 1149 nt
Organism: Capsella rubella
Lineage: Eukaryota; Viridiplantae; Streptophyta; Magnoliopsida; Brassicales; Brassicaceae
Product: probable 3-hydroxyisobutyryl-CoA hydrolase 3
Exons: 13
Coding region: 1-1149 (382 amino acids)
Biological process (GO): L-valine catabolic process
Molecular function (GO): 3-hydroxyisobutyryl-CoA hydrolase activity
Source: RefSeq, a predicted model, not a curated record
AUGGCCUCUCACUCUCAGGUUCUGGUGGAAGAGAAAGGAAGUGUUAGAAUCUUGACAUUAAACAAACCCAAGGCACUGAAUGCUCUGUCCUCUAACAUGAUCUCUCGGUUGCUGCAACUGUUCUGUGCAUAUGAGGAAGACCCUGGAGUGAAACUUGUCAUCCUUAAGGGUCAGGGAAGAGCCUUUUCUGCUGGUGGUGACAUUCCACCUGUUCUUAGUAACAUCGUAAAAGGCAAAUGGAGACUCGGUGCCGAUUUUUUCUCAGACCAAUACACGCUCAACUAUGUCCUGGCCACGUAUGGCAAAGCUCAGGUUUCAAUUCUGAAUGGUAUUGUCAUGGGAGGUGGAGCUGGUGUCUCCAUCCAUGGUCGAUUUCGCAUUGCAACUGAGAACACGGUUUUUGCAAUGCCUGAGACAGCUCUAGGACUCUUUCCAGACGUAGGAGCCUCCUAUUUCUUGUCAAGGCUCCCUGGAUAUUUUGGAGAGUAUGUUGGCCUCACUGGAGCUAAGUUAGAUGGCGCCGAAAUGCUUGCUUGUGGUCUUGCUACUCAUUUUGUGCCUUCAACGAGGUUAACUGCACUAGAAGCAGAUCUUUGCACAGUUCGUUCAAGUGAUCCAAGCUUUGCCUCAACAAUUCUUGAUGCAUACACUCAGCAUCCGCACGUUAAACAGAACAGUGCUUACCACAGGUUAGAUGUUAUUGAUAGGUGCUUCUCGAAAAGAACAGUGGAGGAAAUUGUAUCUGCACUUGAGAGAGAGGCCACUCGGCCCACUCAGGAACCAAAUGAUUGGAUCUCAACAACCAUUUCUGCAUUGAAGAAGGCAUCACCAUCAAGCCUUAAAAUUUCUCUUAGAUCGAUAAGAGAAGGAAGAUUGCAAGGAGUGGGACAGUGCCUUAUCCGUGAGUAUAGAAUGGUGUGUCAUGUGAUGAAGGGAGAUUUAAGCAAAGACUUAGUGGAGGGAUGUAGAGCAGUACUGGUAGACAAAGAUAAGAACCCCAAGUGGGAGCCAAGGCGUCUGGAAGACAUAAAGGAUUUAACGGUGGAUGAGUACUUUGAGAGAGUGGAGGAAGAGGAGGGAUGGAAGGAUCUAAAGUUUCCGCCAAGGAACAAAAACUCUCAUGCUUCAUUGAUCGCAGCAAGGCUGUGA